AUGGUUUCGAGGUUAGCAGCCCUGCUCCUUUCUGGAGUCGCAAUGCUGCAUGCGCAGGCCCAGACGCCCGUCGGCGCAGCAGAUCUCGUAGGCACCUGGACAAGCAAGUCAAACUCAACCCUGACUGGUCCUGGCUUCUAUAACCCCGUUGAGGAGAAAUUCACCGAGCCGAAGCACACAGGCAUCAGCUACUCCUUCACAGCUGACGGAUUCUACGAGGAGGCUUACUAUCGCGCAAUCGCAAAUCCCCAGGAUCCCAGCUGCCCCAAAGGCAUAAUUCAAUGGCAGCACGGCAGCUACGAGAAGCUCAGCAACGGCUCCCUCAUCCUCAACCCUAUCAAAGUCGACGGCCGACAAUUGCUCUCUGAUCCAUGCCGUUACAAAUACGCCACCUACACUCGCUACAACACGACUGAACUGUUUGAUCGCUAUGAGUACGUUGCGUCAGACGCCUACGCCAAGAUUCCGCGCAUCACUCUGUACAAAGCCGACGGCGCUCCCAUGAUGCCCAUGUACCUCGCCAUGGCCCAGCCCCAAAUGCUGCCAACCACCACCCUCAACCCCCUCGUUACCCAGACCGCCGCACCAAAGAACUCGAAGCGAGGCGAGCUCCCCUUAAACCACGAAGUCAUCUACAAGAGAACACCCGGCGCUGCGAGAUCAGACCAGUGGUGGUGGUUUGGUGUCUUCAUGACUGCCAGUGGAAGUCUGCUCUACUACUUUUUCUAA
This is a messenger RNA of Bipolaris zeicola 26-R-13, 729 nucleotides long. RefSeq lists its product as uncharacterized. The record is from RefSeq and is a predicted model, not a curated record. Lineage: Eukaryota; Fungi; Ascomycota; Dothideomycetes; Pleosporales; Pleosporaceae. Bases 1 to 729 code for a protein of 242 amino acids. Gene Ontology annotation, biological process: 'de novo' protein folding. Gene Ontology annotation, cellular component: endoplasmic reticulum; endoplasmic reticulum membrane. The transcript is spliced from 4 exons.